AUGAUCGUGCUGCGUGCGAAACCUCCUGCUCGAGUAAUCGCCUUGGUUGCCGCGCCGCAGCGACAAUUCCGCACAUGCACCGCCAAGAAGAGCUCCGAAGAUGGACAGUCGUCCCGACGACACGAGCGACAGAGAGAUCCUCAGGUCGGCCUGAGCACGCCGGUGCCUGACGGAUCCGCCGAGAAGAAGAGCCAGAGUCCAUUCUAUUUCGAGACGGGAUAUGCGGGCUGGGCGAAGAGAGGUUCGCGACCCUUUCCGCCGCCCUUCUUCUCCCCGCCGAGCGGCAGCUUCAGUGAUCCCCUGAGUACCACCCACCGCUCCAAGGAUCGGAGACCGCAAGUCGACGGGCAGAUGAUUCGCGGCGUGACGAAUGGUGAUGACGCGAUGCUUGCAAGCGAAUCACUGAUUUGUACGAACGAUGGCGUGGGGCAAUGGGCGCAAAGGGAGCGAGGACAUGCGCCGCUGUGGAGCAGACUGAUAGCGCAUUUCUGGGCGACGGCAGCGGAAAAGGACUUGUAUGGCGGACAGGGAAAUCCAGACCCUGUAAAAUACCUCGAUGAGGCAUAUGCGCACACAAAAGAGGCGCUGAGCGAGCCGAAUGAGUGGCAUGGGACAACGACGGCAAGCUCGGCGCUAUUGCACUACUCAGAGGGCGAGAAUGGGCAGCGUCCGGUCGUGUAUGCGACGCAGCUGGGAGACUGUAAGAUUCUCGUGGUUCGACCGAAGGACUCCAGUGUCCUAUUCGCAACGAAAGAGCAGUGGCAUUAUUUUGAUUGUCCGAGGCAGCUGGGCACAAAUUCGCCGGACACUCCUCAGGAAAACGCGGUCAUGACCAGGAUCGACAUUGAAGAGGACGAUAUUGUCUUCGCUAUGAGCGAUGGAGUCACCGACAAUCUUUGGGAAGAAGAGGUGACGGACUUCGCCGUCUCCGCUCUACAGACGUGGAAAGAACAACAUGCUUCAGAUGGACCGGAGAACCUUGCAGAGGCAAUGAAGUAUGUGGCUCAAGAGAUAGUUCUUUCCGCACGAAAGAUUGCCGAGGAUCCAUUUGCAGCUUCUCCAUUCAUGGAGAAGGCUGUCGAGGAAGGACUAGCCAUCGAAGGCGGCAAGCUUGAUGACAUUUCUGUUAUCGCUGCUAUGUGCCGUAAGCGAGGCUCACCUGGCUGA
Lecanosticta acicola is the source of this 1167-nucleotide messenger RNA. NCBI's taxonomy places the organism in Eukaryota, Fungi, Ascomycota, Dothideomycetes, Mycosphaerellales, Mycosphaerellaceae. The record is from the annotation of a GenBank genome assembly.